GUGAUCAAUAUUCGGGCUAGUCGCUAAGCAAUACUUCUGCAUCCAGAGCUGAGCAGAUACCCAACACUUCGCGACGACACCUAACCCAUGCAGCAAUACUUGAAAGCUAUAAAGUUAUGAUGAUCUCCUACUAGUUUUGGUUCAUCGUAUCCACCAACUUCUUCUCUUUACUAGCAACUUCAUUUCUACCCUCAACCUCAAUCGUCUCUUUUCAUCCCGUAAGCCAUACUACAAUUCACAAUGUUCAUCUAUCAAGGAAAGCUCAACUGGUACAACUACGCUGUUGACGAGACCUUCACCAUCAUCUUCCCCAAGGGUGUCGUCCGCGCCAACGAUCCCGUCUACAUCUUCACCCAAUGGACAAAAGACGCCGCUGGCGUUGAGAAAGCCAAAUUCUUCCAAACCAUCGUCGUCCAAGAUCUAAAGCAGCUCCCCAAGACAACAGAUGUCAGCUUCAAUCUAUCCGGAUCAUGGUACAACUAUGCCAUCACCACUGAGCAGAACUACAGCAAGAUCAAGGUGGACAUGACCAGUCCCUCUGGUGGAAAGGCUAGCAUUACUCUUGAGCGCCACUGGCAACCUCAGGGUGAGAUUAACCCUGAUGCUGCGCUUCGCAUCUGGGCUGGUAGCAUCGAUUGGCGGGAGAAUGCUGUUAAUGAACAGGCUAUCUUUGUCCUCCCUGAGGAUUAUGAGGAUGGAAAGCCUAUUGUUUCUUCGUGGCAGUGGACUAAGGAUGGUUCUGGCAAUGCUAAGACGUCGGCGUUCAAGGGUACUAACAUGAAAGUCGUCGGAUCUGAUGACAAGUUCGACAAGUUUUCCUUCAACAAUUUCUUUGACAUCACUUGUGCCUGGAGUAGGGAGACUCAGAAGCUUGGUAUUGAGGUCAAGGCAGAUGGGAAACAGGCCAAGAUUGGUGAAUUGAACCUUGUCGCUAAAGUCGAGCCUAAGAAGCACUCAUUCGACUCCGAUGACCUCGUGCCUCCUACCAAGAAGGAGACCGAGUUCCGCCUCCCUCAGCCUGUGCAAACGCUUCCCCGCGUCCUACACCCCAUGCCUUUCCCCAAGACUAUCAUGGAGACUUUGACACAUGGUGUUGCCUUUAUCGAACAAGCCGGCUACCUUACUGCCCAGGCCCAAAACAAAUUCGCUGCUCUCGACGAGGAUUUCCAUAAGCAGACCGUUCUUGUCCAAUCUCUCAAGAAGGACAAACAAAACCUUGAGAGUCAGAUUACUAAGCUCAGCGAUGAGCGCAACCAGGCCAACACCAAGAUUGACGAGCUUGAGAAGCAGCUUGCCAAGGCUAACGAAGCUUACCAGAACAAGGUCAAGGAGCUCGAUGAUACGAUUAAGGGACUUCAGAAGCACGGUGAAGUUGACCACUCGAUAAUGAAGAAGUUACAGGAAGAUCUCAACAGCCUUUACGGCCAGAACAUGGACCUCCAAGAUCAGUUGACCAAGGCUCAGAUUGAGAGGGAGGAGCUCCAUGAGAUGAUCUCAAGUCUCCACAGCCAGGUUAUCGUCCUCAAUGAGACACAACUGGAGCUCGAGAAUGUGCUCAAGGUGCAAAGGGAUGAGAACACUCGUCUCGUCAACGAGAAUUCCCGUCUUGACGACGAAUGGAAGAAAUCACUCAAGGCAAACGAGGCUCUCCAAUCCCAACUCGCCAACGCCAAGAAAGACCACGAUAAGAUCAAGGAAGAGCUCGCAAAGACCAGCAAGAGCCUCAAGGACACCAACGCUGAUCUA
Molecule: messenger RNA, 1746 nt
Organism: Fusarium redolens
Lineage: Eukaryota; Fungi; Ascomycota; Sordariomycetes; Hypocreales; Nectriaceae
Exons: 3
Source: RefSeq, a predicted model, not a curated record